GAAUGGCGCUUUGUCGACUGCGCUCUCGCCGGGGCGUAUCUGGAAGAGGAUUCGAUGAGCCGCUCAGGGGUUCUGGAGUUUUUCUUUCUCACCGACCCCGAAGAUUUCAUCAUGACCCACUUUCCGAUGAGCAUGUCCAGCCUAAUGGUCAAAGACAUCCCCAAGAGCGUCAACUCACCCAGUAACUCGUCUAUGGAGGUACAGUGAGAUCAACAACCCUUUCAGCAUGUCAUUAUGUAUUAAGGGGGUGGGUAUAGUGGGGGGGGGGAUUUAUCUGACUUGCCAUGACAUGAAGACUGUUGGGUGGCGAUUACCGCAUGUCCAUUUAUAUUUCAGCGAUUGGGAGCUUUCAGCUAAUUACUUUCUAAAUCACUUCCAAGAAGACACUCAUUGAUUUUGUGUUUUAUUCGACAGGCAAGUUUGGGUUGGCCCAAUGCGACUCAGGCACAUUUAUUAAUUUGGGAAAUGUAAUUUUUAUAUUAUAAAACAAUUAAACUUUUAAAUCGUAUAUUUUGUCAAUACGGCAUCUUGCGGGAAAAAAUUCCCCACUGAAGAACGUGAAAACACAUUACUUAAGAUGUAUAUUUAAAACAAAAAAGAAUAUAAAUAAAAAUAAAAAAUAAAUAAUAAUAAAACAUACUGCAUUAAGCAUUUGAAAAUAUCGUAGGGAAAAUAGCUGCUUACUUGAAAUUAUGUUCAAUUAACAAUGGAAGGAUACAAACCAUCAAUUAGGAUUUGAUCGUUUUGAAUAAGUGAUGCUAUUUUGAAAUUUUCUGUCUUUCAUUACAUUCUAUCAACUGAUUUCAAUUGAUUCCAUACACGCACACAAAAAAAGGAAACAAUAAAUUAAAAAAAAAUAAUUUAAAUCUUAGUUAAGAAUAAAAUGAAAGGAAAUAACAAUAAUGGGCGUUAAAGGACACGAAGCUGGUGAUUUUAUUUCUGACCUUUGACCUAAUCUUUGUACCAGGUUCAAGAAGGACUGCAAAUGUUGGCGAUACCAGAGCCGUACAGCCAGUUUUCUUGUCGGGCGAUCCUUUCUGUCUUCGCCCAAGAAACAGCCCUCGAGUUGACCUCGCAUCCGAUGGCGCAAGUAUCGGUGACAAAAUGUGAGACGUUCUCCUUCCGUUCCGAGCAGCUUCAAAACAUGGCUGCCGUGCUGAGGGAGAGAACUUCCGGUUUCAAGCAGAAACAUUGCAUACUGUGCACACGAGGCGGGAAAAACUCGUUCCGGGUCGUCGUCAAACCCAAGGUCAAGGGCGAGUUCAAACUCAGCGUCUCGGGUCAGGCGAGGAACGCGAUCGAUGAUUCCUUCCACCUUCUGGUGAACUAUUACAUCACCGUGAUCACCGUGGAACAAGGAUUCGUCCCACUUCCAGAACACUCGGGCGCGUGGGGAGCUAGCCCGCAGGCCCUUGGCUGCGGAUUCUCGGACAGGAUUUUCCGAUUCGACGUGCUGGCGUGUCGCAGUGGGGAGGUGUACAUCAAACUGCCCACCACGCGUUUCGUCAGCUCACGCUCUUCGGUGACCCUCACACGCGAGGGUGUCGAUCGGGAAGUCACGAGUGACGGUGGCGGUCAUGACGGCCAGAUGACUUUAAAUCAAUACACCGAGGGCGUGGUUCACAUAAGAGCGAGGUUUUCAGAGAGGGGGUUCCACCGUCUCAGUCUUCUGGCGCAGAGGUAUGACGUCACAGAUGACGCAAGCAGCUCGUACACCAACGUCGCCGACUUUCUCAUCCAUUCCCAGAAUACUUCCAUGGUGACAGCGUCGUUUCCAAAAAUUUUUCCAACCGCCCAGGGCUAUCGCUGUCUGCUUCUGGAGCCCCUGGUUGGUGAGCUGGCUCUCAACGAACCCGUCCUGAUAAGACUCAAGUCGACGCUGCUGACCAGGGUCAAGGUCGAUGGACUUUCGAUGAGGAGGGAGUCGGCCGGAGACCGUGACUCCGACGUUUGGUGUUUGCAGUACACCCCUACCUGCCCCGGGGCGUCCGUCUAUAUCUACGGUGGCGUGAGCCCG
This is a messenger RNA of Lymnaea stagnalis (great pond snail), 2017 nucleotides long. The record is from the annotation of a GenBank genome assembly. NCBI's taxonomy places the organism in Eukaryota, Metazoa, Mollusca, Gastropoda, Lymnaeidae.